Molecule: messenger RNA, 2130 nt
Organism: Saccostrea echinata
Lineage: Eukaryota; Metazoa; Mollusca; Bivalvia; Ostreida; Ostreidae
Exons: 1
Coding region: 1-2130 (709 amino acids)
Source: RefSeq, a predicted model, not a curated record
AUGUGGGAAGAUGACGACCAUUUAUGCCGACUUUUGGCGGACAGCUUAGCAAACACAGUUGGUUUUUUGCCAGUUCAAAGGUUAAACAGGCGAGUGGAUGAUAUUUUAUCUGACAUUCAUUAUCAUGGAAGAAACGUGGAGGUUGUGAAGACAGGGAGUUGGGCUGAAGGAUUCCGCAUGCGUGGAACAGACGUUGAUAGGAUGUAUAUUGAUAAAACUGCGAUGGCAUCAGAAACUCCGGAAAAAAUACCAAACAAAUUUUGUGCUAUCAAAAUCGAAAAGUACACAGAUAUCCAAAGGGGAUACGCAAAAUUGAUAUUACUAACCCCUGACAAAGCUGAACAACAUUUGCAACUCGCAGUGGUACGUGAAGCUGGAUCCUUGUACGUAUCAAGUAAAGUGUACAUAGAAUCUUAUGUGGGUGAUAACCAGGAAACACAUGGACCCUGUGUAAGAAGAGUGGCGCAACAUGGAACAGAGCAAGAUGACGCACACUGUCUAAGCUGUCCACAUUGGCCAUCGGAUGCAAUGGAAUGGUACCACAGAAGAAGACAAAAUGGAUGGCCAGAGCUUCACUUGUUGAGGGACAUAUACAAUAAAGGAUGUCAUGUGGUACCUAUUGGUCGUAAAUUCAUUGACAGAAAUGGACUUUGGUGUUUUGACCCCAUGACGUGGCGAUUUUCAUUUUCAGUCGCAGAAAAACGAUUGGUUUAUACAUUUAACGAUACACAGUUUCUGGUUUAUGGCAUUUUCAAACUGUUAGUCAAAGAGGCAUUUCGAGAGACCCGAAACGUUUUAUGUUCGUAUUUCAUGAAAACGCUUUUGUUUUGGUGUAUUGAAGAAACACCAAAAGAAUGUUGGAGACAGGAACGUUUAGUUUCCUGUAUAGAAAUCUGCUUCAAACGACUGAUUUUGUGGGUUUCAAAUGGAUAUUGUCCUAACUAUUUUGUCAGGGAAAACAACAUGUUUCUUGGCAAGUUAGACGAAGUGGAACGCGAAUCUCUUUUUAUUCAUUUGUCAGAACUUUAUGGAGAGGGUUGGAGGUGCCUUUUGACUUGUCCAUCCUUGCAUGACUUGAAAGAAGCUUUGCAGAAAAGAAGACUACAUAUUCUAGAGGCCACCUUUGAUUCUUAUGGCAUUGAUCCGGACGAGGAUUUUAGAGGAUUAAGUUUACAGAGAAGGAAUGAUUCUAGUACAUCUAAGGAAGAUAUCGAAGACAGAGCAUUCUUUUCCCAAUUAGAAUCCGUAGUAAAGGGUCAUCCAAACUUCAGAAGUCUUGAAAAAGAGUUUUUCAAUGCAGUUGCCCUGUUACUUGGAAAGGAAAUACAACUUAAUACCUUAAUGCACGAUACCGUGACACUGUACAUGUAUAAAACUUUACAACAUAUAGCUAUGAUAUUUUAUUAUAAAGCAAUGAAUGACACUAGUAGAUGUGCACGUUUCCGGUACAGACAAAUCAGACGGGCACUUGACUUGAUGAAAUUCACAGACUCAGCAGAUAUAAGUAGAGGACGGCUAACUUUAGCAACAGCUUUUUACUGUAUGGGAUACUACCGCGAUGCUUUGAAAAUGAUCCGUCAAUAUGAAGUUUUUCUAGAUGAUUAUCAAGGUGUUCUUUAUAUAAGUUCGAGGUUUCCAGAUGAUAUAGGAGAAGAAUACAUUGUCAAUUUCUGUAAUAGUAAUUUUUCAAGAAUUAAAAAGGCCUCAAUUGGCGUUUCGUACGAUUUUGAAGUGUUUCGAACGAUGCCGAUUUAUCCCAAGGAAAUAGCGUUUGAAAUUCUUCUCAUGAAAGAUUCCUCUGCAUUUAUUUCCUUUCCUCCACGUCCAUACUCCAUAUUCCUGAAGGCAUUGUGUUUUUCUAAGAGAAAUGACAUGUAUAAUGUAAAAAUUCUUAUGGAAGAACUGCAGAGUAUUCUUCUAUUGACCAACGAUGGUGCGAUGCAUCUCAUUUACACAAUGAUAGCAAUAUUAGAAACUAAAUUAGAUCGAUUUGACAACGCUUAUCGAAAUUUUUAUUUGGCAUACUGGCAUAAGAAAUAUUUAACAUGGAGACAAGAACAUUGUUUUGAAUGGGAUUCCUUACAGUCACCUCUGUUGCACGUGGCUGUAAUGGUGAGACUCUUGAUUUAA